Molecule: messenger RNA, 1701 nt
Organism: Microdochium trichocladiopsis
Lineage: Eukaryota; Fungi; Ascomycota; Sordariomycetes; Xylariales; Microdochiaceae
Product: P-loop containing nucleoside triphosphate hydrolase protein
Exons: 4
Coding region: 462-1274 (270 amino acids)
Source: RefSeq, a predicted model, not a curated record
GCUGCCUGCGCCCAGCCUGCGACGACUGGUACUUGCGCAUCCAUCCUGCUUUGUCCGUGCCGAGCACUCAACAAAGCCGCUGCACCCAAACACUGCCCAAGACUGCGAACCCCUUGUCUGCCUUUUGCCUUGCUCUGGCGCUGCCCGUCUGCUUGUCCAUCGAGGUACAGGCACUUUGUUGCCAGCCUCAUAAAUAAAGAUGCGGGCCCUCCGUAUUGUUCCUCCCCCUCCGUGCCUGCCCCUCAAGUCUGUUGCUGUGGUUUCCUGGCAUACAAUCCCAGUGCCGUAGAGUGGUUGCAACACAUCUCGCCCGGAUUGCAACUUCCCAAGCAGUCCUCACAUGACGACAACCCCCCUGCGCACACCAACCCUGCCGCUGCUUCUGCUGCAAGACCGCCUUUCGAGCUUUGUAUAAGUCGCAUCCCACCACACAUCACCAGGGCAGCGCUCUGCCUCACAGCAUGGGAGCCGCUCCCUCCGUCCCGCGAGACCGCUCGCGCAAGCUCCAGGUCAUUGGCGCCGGAUAUGGCCGCACCGGCACCACCGCUAUCUCCUUGGCCAUUGAGAAGCUCUACGACGGCCCUGUCAUGCACGGCGGCACCCAGAUGAUCGGCCGCGAAGAUGCAUACAUGAAGAAGCUCGUUGACCUGCACAAGACCGGUACCAACAAGCACCGCCUGAUGUACCUGCUACGUGAGAUCACGGCCGGUUUCGUCGGCAUUACAGACUGCCCCGGCAUCCUCUUCAUCCCGGAGCUCAUGGAACUGUACCCGGAAGCAAAAGUUGUCCUUGUCACGAGAGACCCCGAGAAGUGGUGGAAGAGCAUCGAGCCCGUGGCAAAGAAUGUCUCCUUCUGGUGGCUCAAGCCGCUCCUCUUUCCCCUGCCUGGCCUCCGCUGGGUGCCCGAGCUCAUGGAGGGCAUGGUUCUCAAAAACCGGACGUUGUACGGCAUGGACAUGAAGCCGGGGGUUGAUCUUCUCAAAAGCCACAACGCCCACGUCAGAAAGGUCGUCCCGAAGGACCGUCUUCUGGAGAUGGAGAUCUCGGAUGGCUGGGAGCCGUUGUGCAAGUUCCUCGGCAAGCCGAUUCCCGACGAGCCCUUCCCCAGGUCCAACGACGCCGCCGCGACGGAGCAACGCUUCAAGGAGGCCGUGCUCAACGCCCUCGUCAUCUGGGCCGCCAUCAUCUCAUUCACCGUCAUGGGCAUGUACGUUGUUUGGUCGAUCUGGGCUUUGAGUCACGAGGAACAACCAGUUCUCGAAAUUGUCGCAUAGGAUUGCUCGCCCGCGACUGAUUCACUGUGCACACUGGCAAUCGAUGAUGCAGGGGUCCCAGCAGCAUAGACCACACGAUUGUGUCAUACCCACGGUGGAGGCGCCUGUUUCAGACACCUCAGCAUUCCUCGGCGUUUUGGGACCACACACUGCCCGCACGCUUUUAGUGCGCAUACAUUUUGCUUUUUCUUUUGUGCGAGAGAGCGAUAAAGGAUAGGGCAUCUUCUCUUCUGUGUCGGAGUCUAGCGAGCAUCAGCGACUCAUUUAUCUAGCAUAUCUUUUUAUGGUCUUCGAAAACGAUCGUUUGAUGGAUUAAUAGGAAACCUAUCUUAUCUGCGUGCAGAUAUAAGGGGGACAGGGGGCUAGUGGACCACAUUUUCAUGGUUUACAAUGUAAAGCAAGAAACAAAAUAACAAGAUUCCCCAUU